CACGGUAUUUCAGAAUUAGCGAACAUGUACUAAUUAACACUCUUGUUUUAAUGAACAGGGUUUUUAAUUAGGAAAAUUAUGAUCGGCGGACAAAGUCAGAAGAUCUAAGGCAGUGUUUCUCUUUGGCGGCGGAAGGGGAAGGAAGAAGACCGAAGGCAGUGUAUUUGCGUUUGGCUUCACUGAUUUUUGAUGAAAGUUUUUGUGGAUCGACACAAGAAGAUGACAAUUGGAAAAGAUAGCAAACUGAAUGUUGAUGACGAGGUUGACGGAGAUCUUGACGCAACCGAGAAGAGGGCUGAAUUUCCGGUGGUGGGAGUCGUUAUUACGGAUCGUCCCCCUCCUGAACCGCCGCCGUGGAAUGCAGGAGAGUCUAGGGUUUGGAAGCAUCUUUUUAAUUUUACUGUUUGCUUGCGAUUUAUCUUUCAUGAUCAUACUGUUUAUUUUUCAAUUGAUUUCUUUUAUUAUUGUAAGACUUUUACAUUAGGAGUGGGUGAUGAGAGUUAUGCGGUGACCGUCAUUGGCUCAAUUAUGCCCAAUUUAAGAUCAACGAGUUAUAUUGCUUUGUCAGAGGU
Cuscuta epithymum is the source of this 572-nucleotide messenger RNA. Lineage: Eukaryota; Viridiplantae; Streptophyta; Magnoliopsida; Solanales; Convolvulaceae. The record is from the annotation of a GenBank genome assembly.